CCAAUAGAAAAGAAGAUGGCCGUUCCGUCUCUGCCGGAAGUUAGCGUCCUGCAGUGGGAGGGUCUUAUAGUGAGGCUCUCAGCCCAUCCGACUUCCUUUUUCCGGCAGGAGCAAGAGCGCGGAGGUGCUGGUGGUGUCGCCGCCAUGUCUCUUGUGAUCCCAGAGAAGUUCCAGCACAUCUUGCGUGUUCUCAACACCAACAUUGAUGGGCGGCGGAAGAUCGCCUUCGCCAUCACGGCUAUCAAGGGCGUGGGCAGGCGCUAUGCCCACGUGGUGCUGAGGAAAGCGGACAUCGAUCUGACCAAGAGGGCCGGCGAACUCACAGAAGAUGAGGUGGAGCGUGUGAUCACCAUCAUGCAGAAUCCCCGGCAGUAUAAGAUCCCAGACUGGUUCCUCAACAGGCAGAAGGAUGUCAAGGACGGAAAGUACAGCCAGGUCUUGGCCAACGGCCUCGACAACAAGCUCCGCGAGGACUUGGAGCGCCUGAAGAAGAUCCGUGCCCAUCGUGGCCUCCGACACUUCUGGGGCCUCCGAGUCCGUGGCCAGCACACCAAGACCACCGGCCGACGUGGCAGAACCGUGGGGGUCUCAAAGAAGAAGUAGAUGGUUCAUAUGCAAAGGGUUG
Messenger RNA from Pogona vitticeps (central bearded dragon), 625 nucleotides. The record is from RefSeq and is a predicted model, not a curated record. Lineage: Eukaryota; Metazoa; Chordata; Lepidosauria; Squamata; Agamidae.